GUUCUCUCUAUUCCCAUCGCUAGCAUCUUGAUUUGAUUGAAUAUAUUCAUUCCCUCUCACUGGCUCCACCGGGCUGAUCCACGCCUGUGCAAAUUCCUCGCUCCGCUAUCAGUGCCCGCACUCGUCCUCUUCCUCUGUUUCUUCUUCCAUCUCCCUUCCGAUUAAUAUUGAUCGUGGACAUAUCAUCUAGAUUUUCGCCAUGAGUGUCGUCGGUAUUGAUCUCGGUGCCCAAAGCACCAAAAUUGGUGUGGCUCGCAACAAGGGUAUUGAUAUUAUCGCAAAUGAAGUCUCAAAUAGAUCCACGCCGUCUCUUGUUGGAUUCGGCCCGAAAAGUAGAUACUUGGGCGAGGCAGCGAAGACGCAGGAGGUGUCCAAUCUCAAGAACACCGUCAUUGGCCUCAAGCGUCUCAUCGGUCGCAGCCUGUCAGACCCGGAUGUGCAGGUUGAAAAGGAAUACAACUCGGUUGCUUUCUGCGACGUCGAGGGCCAGGUCGGCGUUGAGGUCUCGUACCUUGGUAAGAAGGAGAAGUUUAGCGCAACCCAGCUGGUUGCCAUGUACCUGAACAAGAUCAAGCAGACCGCCUCGCAUGAGAUCAAACUGGGUGUUUCGGAUGUUGUUAUUAGUGUGCCCGCCUGGUUCACAGACGUGCAGCGCAGGGCAAUGUUGGAUGCUGCUGAUAUCGCUGGCCUUAAGGCGCUUAGACUCAUCAACGACACUACCGCUAUCGCUCUCGGUUACGGUAUUACCAAAUUAGACCUUCCCGGUCCGGAGGAGAAGCCGCGCCGAGUCGUAUUCGUUGAUAUUGGCCACAGCAACUACACUGUCUCUAUUGUUGAGUUCCGCAAAGGAGAGCUCAAUGUGAAGUCCACCGCAUGGGACCGCCACUUUGGUGGCCGAAACUUCGACAAGGCGCUUACCGAGCACUUUGCCGACGAGUUCAAAGACAAAUUUAAGAUCGACAUCCGUAGCAACCCUAAGGCUUGGGCUCGUACAUUGACCGCGGCUGAGAAGUUGAAGAAGGUACUUUCGGCAAAUGCUCAGGCUCCUUUGAGUAUCGAGUCCUUGAUGGACGACAUCGAUGUGCGCGCCAUGGUCAAACGUGAGGAGUUGCAGGAGAUGGUUAAACCUCUUUUGGAACGAAUUCCCGUGCCUCUGGAACAAGCUCUUGCAGAGGCGAAAUUGAAACCCGAGGAUAUCGAUAGCAUUGAGAUGGUUGGUGGAUCUACCCGUGUGCCUAUCAUCAAGGAGACCGUUAGCAAUUUCUUCGGAAAGCCCCUAUCCUUCACUCUGAACCAAGACGAGGCAAUUGCUCGUGGCUGCACAUUCAGCUGUGCCAUCCUGUCUCCCGUCUUCCGUGUUCGUGACUUUUCCGUUCACGAUAUCGUCAACUACCCCAUUGAGUUCACUUGGGAACAAUCCCCAGAAAUCCCAGACGAGGAUACCAGCUUGACGGUUUUCAACAAAGGCAAUGUCCUUCCUUCUACCAAGAUCUUGACUUUCUACCGAAGACAACCAUUUGACUUGGAGGCUCGCUACGUGAAGCCUGAGGCACUGCCAGGCAAGGUCAACCCUUGGAUUGGACGAUUCUCUGUCAAGGGAGUCCAGGCCCAGGACAACAACGAAUUUAUGAUCUGCAAGCUCAAGGCCCGUCUCAACUUACACGGUAUCCUCAAUGUCGAGUCUGGCUACUAUGUGGAAGACGUCGAGGUUGAGGAGCCCGUCGAAGAACCCAAAGAGGGCGACAAGAAGGACUCUGAUACCAUGGAUACGGACACCACCAACGGUGAAGGUGAAAAGAAGACUCGCAAGGUCAAGAAACAGGUUCGCAAGGGCGAACUGCCAAUCUCCAGCGGAACUGCUGCCCUUGAAGACGUGACCAGGAAUGCUUGGACCGAGAAAGAAAACGCCAUGACGAUGGAAGACAAAUUGGUUGCCGACACUGACGAGAAGAAGAACGAGCUUGAAUCCUACAUUUACGAACUCCGCGACAAGGUCGAAACAACAUACGCAGAGUUCUCCAGCGAGGAAGAGAAGGAGAAGCUGCGCGCCAAGCUGACUGAGGCUGAAGACUGGCUUUACGAAGAAGGCGAGGACACCACCAAGGCUAUCUAUGUUUCAAAGAUGGAAGAGAUCCGCUUCAUCGCCGGACCCAUCAUCCAGCGAUACAUGGACAAGAUCGAAGCCGAGCGCCAGGCCGUUUUAAAGGCUCAAGAGGAGGCAGCCGCCAAGAAGAAGGCCGAGCAAGACGCGAAAAAGAAGGCUGAAGAGGAAGCCAAGAAGGCGGCCGAAGAACAAAAACCAGAGAGCGCGGACGCGGAGAUGAAAGACGUGCCAGCAGAGGGCGAGGGAGCCGAGUAAAAACCAAACAGACCAAGAAGAAUUUCCUAUUGUGGAGAAAACCUCUUUUUUUUUAAUAAAUCAUGACACACAUGAUAUCGAAGUGUGAUAUGUAUUGUCAGGUCCAGCAUUUUCAAUCCUGGAAUAACGGCAGUCUUUCUACAAAAUUCAACGUGAAUGAAGUGACGGAUGGUAAUGAAUCGAGCAACAUUGAUGAACGCCUGCAGAAUACAAUACAAACAUGCUAUGCUACUGGCGUGAGGGAUGGGGGCUGUUCAUUAGUAAGGAAUUAGACUAGAUCUUAUACAAAUAUUCAAUAUUUGCAUGUGCCUUCAGCUUGUGGCGAUUACGGUCAAUAAAAUACUAGAAUA
This is a messenger RNA of Talaromyces proteolyticus, 2709 nucleotides long. Its product is annotated as Hsp70 chaperone Hsp88. NCBI's taxonomy places the organism in Eukaryota, Fungi, Ascomycota, Eurotiomycetes, Eurotiales, Trichocomaceae. Gene Ontology annotation, molecular function: ATP-dependent protein folding chaperone; ATP binding. The transcript is spliced from 6 exons. Gene Ontology annotation, biological process: protein folding. The record is from RefSeq and is a predicted model, not a curated record. Gene Ontology annotation, cellular component: nucleus; cytosol. The coding region runs from base 200 to 2359 and encodes 719 amino acids.